Molecule: messenger RNA, 1286 nt
Organism: Gastrolobium bilobum
Lineage: Eukaryota; Viridiplantae; Streptophyta; Magnoliopsida; Fabales; Fabaceae
Product: peroxidase 17-like
Exons: 3
Coding region: 57-1076 (339 amino acids)
Biological process (GO): hydrogen peroxide catabolic process; response to oxidative stress
Molecular function (GO): peroxidase activity; heme binding
Source: RefSeq, a predicted model, not a curated record
UGCACAUAUAAUUCAAAACAAAGGAGCAUUUUUUCGACAUACCCACCAACCAACACAUGACCAUGACCAUGAUGAUGUCUCUGUUUGUGAUCUUACUCCUCCUACGCACAACCUCAGUGGCAUCCUCGGAUCUCCGACCUGGGUUUUACUCAAAUACAUGUCCAGAAGCUGAACUCAUAGUUCGAGAUGUCAUGAAGAAAGCCCUCGCCAGGGAACCAAGAAGUGUUGCCUCUGUUAUGCGCUUCCAAUUCCAUGAUUGCUUCGUCAACGGGUGUGAUGCUUCUAUGUUACUUGAUGACACACCAACGAUGCUUGGUGAGAAAUUAGCACUCUCCAAUAUAAAUUCCCUUAGAUCAUAUGAACUUAUUGAUGAAGUUAAGGAAGCACUAGAGAAAACGUGCCCAGGAGUUGUUUCUUGUGCAGAUAUCAUAAUCAUGGCUUCUAGAGAUGCUGUAGCACUGACAGGAGGACCCAACUGGGAGGUGAGGUUGGGAAGAUUGGACAGCUUGAGUGCUUGUCAAGAAGACUCAAACAAUAUCAUGCCCAGUCCAAGAGCCAAUGCAAGCUCUCUUAUUGACCUAUUCCAGAAAUUCAACCUUAGUGUGAAAGACCUUGUAGCACUCUCAGGAUCUCACUCUAUUGGCAAAGGUCGUUGUUUUUCAAUCAUGUUUAGGCUAUACAAUCAAUCUGGUAGUGGAAAGCCUGACCCUGCCAUUGAGCCUAAGUUUAGAGAAGAGCUUUACAAGCUAUGUCCACCAAAUGUUGACCAAAAUGUGACAGGGAACCUUGAUUCCACUCCUCGGGUGUUUGAUAACCAAUAUUUCAAGGACUUGGUUGUUGGGAGAGGAUUUCUUAACUCUGAUCAAACACUUUUCACUUUCCCUCAAACAAGGGAGUUUGUGAGGUUAUAUAGUAGACAUCAAAGUGAGUUUUUUGAAGCAUUUGUGGAAGGGAUGUUGAAAAUGGGUGACUUGCAGUCUGGUAGGCCUGGGGAGAUUAGGAGGAAUUGCAGGAUGGUCAAUGCUUUGCUCUUUGAAUCCCACCACAAGACAGAGAAUAAUGAUAAAUCAAUAUAAAAAACAUGUAUGUGACUGCAGACUCAUGGAUUCAUAAGAUGCUAUCCAAAUUUUAAAUAUAUGAAGCAAACUGAAACGCAUCAUGGCUAAUUUUAGUGUAGGACGCAUUUCAUCACAAGAUAUGUAAGUUUCCCUAAAAAUUUUAGUUAUCGUGCUUCCGAAUAACUCUUCAUAUUCCUAGUUUGCAAAUCUAUAGAUUGUUGGGAUUGU